AUGGUUUUUGCUGUAGAAGAGAUCAAUGAAAAUCCCAGCAUCUUGCUUAAUGUCACUCUUGGAUUCCACAUCUAUGACAGCAAUUCCAUUGCAAGGAUUAUCUACCGGGCCACGUUGGACCUGCUCUUCAAUUCACUCCAGUUCUUCCCGAACUAUAAUUGUGGCAUCCAGAGAAAACUAGUGGGCGUCAUCGGAGGACUUAGCUCUGCUACGACCGCACACAUAGCAAAGGUCUUGAGCCUUUACAAGAUUCCCCAGAGAAUCUCAUUCAACAACAGUGCUGGAGAUGAAAUUAGAUUUAAUGAAUGUGGAGAAUUAGAAGCUGGUUUUGAUGUUACCAACUUGGUCACUUUCCCAAAUAACUCCUAUGUCAGGAUCAAAGUAGGAAGUCUGGAUCCUCAGGCUCCUCCAGAGAAAGUGUUCAUCAUUCAUGAGGAAAAAAUCCAGUGGCAUGGAGAAUUCACCAAGCUGCCCCCCGUCUCUGUGUGCAAUGACUGCUGCCAGCCUGGUUAUCAGAAGAUCACAAAGGAAGGUGCACCAUCUUGCUGCUACGACUGUUCUCCAUGCGAAGAAGGGGAAAUUUCAGCUCUGGAGGACACGGACUCCUGUUUCCAGUGCCCUGAAGAUCAGCAUCCAAACAAGGCUCAAAAUCAAUGCAUCCCUAAGGUUGUAAGCUUCCUCUCUUACGAAGAACCUUUGGGGAUCAGCAUGGCUUUGUUUGCCAUCUCUUUUUCCCUGGUAACUUCCUUAGUGUUGGGAACUUUCAUUAAACACCAGGACACACCCAUUGUCAAAGCCAAUAACCGGAGCCUCAGCUACAUUCUCCUCGUCUCCCUCCUGCUCUGUUUCCUCUGCCCACUGCUGUUCAUUGGCCAACCUGGGAAAGUGACUUGCAUGCUCAGGCAAACAUCGUUCAGUAUCACCUUCUCUGUGGCUGUUUCUUCUGUCUUGGCCAAAACCAUGACAGUGCUUCUUGCCUUCUUGGCCACUCAACCAGGUUCCAGGAUGAGCAAAUGGGUGGGGAAAAGGAUAGCAACUCCUAUUGUUCUUUGUUGCUCCCUUGUUCAAGUUGGCAUUUCGACAGCAUGGCUGGGAUCGGCUCCCCCCUUCCCAGAUUUUGACAUGCACUCAUUGGCAGGUGAGGUCAUAGUGGAAUGUAAUGAAGGCUAUGCCACCUUCUUCUACUGCCUACUGGCCUUUAUGGGUUUGCUAGCUGUCGUCAGCUUUACUUUGGCUUUCCUAGCCAGGAAGCUUCCAGACGCUUUCAACGAAGCCAAGUUCAUCACCUUCAGCAUGUUGGUUUUCUGCAGUGUUUGGGUAUCCUUUGUUCCAACCUACCUGACCACGAAGGGGAAAUACAUGGUGGCAGUAGAGAUCUUCUCCAUUUUGGCCUCUGGGGCUGGACUGCUGAGCUGUAUCUUUUUCCCCAAAUGCUUUGUCAUUAUGAUGAGGCCUGAGCUGAACAACAGAGGACAGCUAAUAAAGAGAAAGAAAUAA
Zootoca vivipara (common lizard) is the source of this 1497-nucleotide messenger RNA. The record is from RefSeq and is a predicted model, not a curated record. Lineage: Eukaryota; Metazoa; Chordata; Lepidosauria; Squamata; Lacertidae.